AGCAUUUUCUUCUUCAUCUUACCAAAUUCUUCAAGAAAAUGUCUUUUGAGGAAUCAUGGCCGACUGCCAUUGACAAUCGAACCAACAGCGUUCGACGGUCCGAUAGUAGUGGUUUCGAUCAGCAAACUGGAAUUUACCAUUCACUGCUCCAACUUGGUGACGAUUUCCAAAUCCCUACUAGACAUGACUUAGACACUUCUAAGUAUGUUUUGUCCCAAUUUCCCCAUCCUGACCAUGCUGAGUCCAGAGUUGCACUUAUUGAUUCAGCUACUAAUCACCAAGUCACCUAUGCUCAACUUCAACGAUCAAUCCGUGCUGUUGCCUCCGGCUUGUACCACGGUCUGGGGGUCCGGAAAGGUGAUGUGGUGUUCGUUCUGUCACCAAACUCGAUCCUUUAUCCAAUCAUAUGCCUAGCUAUAUUUUCUAUAGGAGCAAUCCUGAGUCCUGCCAACCCAAUCAACACACAAUCAGAAAUUGCCAAACAGAUACUUGACUCAGGUGCUAAACUUGUCAUUGCAGCACCAGAGGAACUGCAUAAGGUUGCAACAAAUGGGGUGCCUACACUGCUUACAACUCGAAUGUCUAGCGACUAUUCUCUAUCCAUUGAAGAAUUAAUUGAAUGCAGUGAUACCCUAGAGUUCCCACAAGUCCAGAUAACCCAAUCUGACAUUGCAGCUAUACUAUACUCUUCAGGAACUACAGGGAUAAGCAAAGGUGUGAUAUUAACACAUUCCAACUUUAUAGCCAUAAUGAUACUCCUGAAAUGGUCAGUGUAUGCAUCUUCGGCUCAGAAUGAUGUGUUCCUGUGCUUCAUUCCAAUGUUUCACAUAUAUGGGCUCGCAUUUUUCGGGUUAGGGUUAUUCUGUUCGGGGAUUACUACUAUAUUAAUGCAAAGAUUUGAUCUACAAGCAAUGCUUGAUUCAAUUCAAGCUCACAAAGUUAAUAACCUACCUGCAGUGCCUCCAGUGAUACUUGGGCUAGUGAAGCAUGCUAGUAAACUUAGGUGUGAUUUGUCAUCUUUAAGGAGGGUUGGGUCUGGAGCUGCCCCUUUGAGCAAGGAACUCACUGAAGAGUUCAGAGAGAGGUUUCCAUGGGUGGAGCUGAGGCAGGGAUAUGGGUUAACAGAAAGCUGUGGUGCUGCGACCUUUUUUGUCUCCGAUGAGCAAGCUAAGGCACAUCCAGGUUCCUGUGGAAGGUUAAUACCAACUUUUAGUGCUAAAGUAGCAGAUAUUGCAACAGGAUUGGCUUUACCACCCUGUAGGGAAGGAGAGAUAUGGAUAAAGAGCCCUACCGUAAUGAAAGGGUACCUGAAAAAUGAGGAAGCAACUGCUGCGACGCUUGCUUCUGAUGGGUGGCUAAAAACUGGCGAUCUCGGUUAUUUUGACGAAGAUGGGUUUCUUUACAUUCUUGAUAGGAUCAAGGAGCUUAUCAAGCAUAAUGGGUAUCAGGUUGCUCCAGCAGAACUAGAAGCAAUACUUCUGAAUCAUCCCCAAGUACUUGAUGCAGCAGUUAUACCUCUUGAAGAUGAAGAAGCUGGGCAGAUACCUAUGGCGUAUGUAGUAAGAGCAGCUGGUUCUGAACUCUCUGAGGAACAAAUCAUUCAAUAUGUUGCCCAUCAGGUUGCUCCAUACAAGAAAGUUAGGAAAGUAGCAUUCAUCAGUGCAAUUCCAAAGUCAGCUGCAGGCAAAAUCCUGAGGAAGGAACUUGUUUCACAUAGCCAACUUCAAAAAAUUUCAAAAAUGUAG
Hevea brasiliensis (rubber tree) is the source of this 1745-nucleotide messenger RNA. Its product is annotated as probable CoA ligase CCL5. NCBI's taxonomy places the organism in Eukaryota, Viridiplantae, Streptophyta, Magnoliopsida, Malpighiales, Euphorbiaceae. Bases 39 to 1745 code for a protein of 568 amino acids. The record is from RefSeq and is a predicted model, not a curated record. The transcript is spliced from 4 exons. Gene Ontology annotation, molecular function: CoA-ligase activity.